CACGCUACUUCCAUUUGGAGACUCCCGUUUGCUUUCAGUUUGCGCUGUUAAGGCGGACGAACACUUAUGCAUCCGAAUUCGCAUUCGUUUUGAGGGGAAAAGUGGUGAUAAUGAAGCUUUUCUUUAAUGCACUCGCAGUUACUUUGUUUUUACUCUACCAUGUUGAGUCUGGUUUUGGUUCAGAUAAAGUCGCAGUGUCAGUGAAGGAGGGAGAUUCAGUCACUCUACACACUGGAGUUGAAACAAACCAACAAGAAGAUAUUAAAUGGUAUUUCGGCAGCACUCGCCUCGCACAAAUCAGUGGAGAUCUCAGUUUUAUCUGUACAGAUGUUCAGUGUAAUGCAGGUACUGAGAGAUUCAGAGACGGACUGAAGCUGGAUCAUCAGACUGGAUCUCUGACCAUCAUGAACACCAGAACCACAGACUCUGGGGAAUAUAAACUGAAAAUCAUAAGCAGCGACGACAGUGAAAAGAUCUUUAGUGUUUCCGUCACUGAUGUUUCUGCUGCUGAACUAUAUGAAAUGAAAGAGGGAGAAUCUGUUACUUUAGAUCCUGGUGUUAUAAAACACCCAAAUGAUGUGAGGACGUGGUGUUUUAAUGACACUCUUAUCGCUGAAAUCACUGGAGACCAGAGUAAGAUCUGUACAGAUGAACAGUGCACACAUCAAUACUCAGAACUCAGAGACAGACUGAAGCUGGAUCAUCAGACUGGAUCUCUGACCAUCACAAACACCAGAACCACAGACUCGGGACUCUAUAAAGUACAGAUCAUCAUCAGUGACAGCAGCUUCAGCAUCACCACAGUGAAGAGAUUCAGUGUUUCUGUCACUGCUGUUUCAGAUUCAGAUCUGCCUUCAGCUGCUUUAGCAGGAAUAGUUGUUGCUGUUGUUCUGCUGGUGGCUGCUGCUGCUGUAGCUGCUGGUGUGUUUUACUGUCGCCGCAGGAGCCAUACAGCAGUACCACCGAAUGAGGAUGAUGAUGGUAACUCACCGCCUGCUCCUAAUAACAUUCAUUUGAAGUAGAUGGGAUGUCCUUAAACAUCCGUUUACUCACAGAGUGAUCCGAAGAUUUCAGUAGUCAGUACCAAUACUAGUACAAUUGUCACACCUAUUAUAGCAUACCAAUUUAAAUGACAUAAACAAUUAUUUUUAUUUUAUUUUAUUUUUUUAAAUAGAUUAAAAGGUAACAUUUAGCAUUGAAAAGUAUAUGAGAAAUAAUGUAAGCAACAUGGUAACAGCAUUCAAACAGAUAGUUGUAGUUUUUUGGUAUGUAGAGGUUUAUCAAAUCUGCUAAUGUGAUUGAGAUGGAAACAGAACAGUGAGACAUCUGUUUCAUGUCUUUUGCACUACAUGAAGUAUUAAUGCACUGAUCUGGUUUGACAUAUGAGUCAUUAUGUCCUGCCUGUUUAUAUCCACACUGAUAGAACGGACUGCGUUUCCACAAAUACUGCACCAAGUUGAGCAUUACACUGGGGG
Sinocyclocheilus anshuiensis is the source of this 1475-nucleotide messenger RNA. RefSeq lists its product as uncharacterized. Bases 111 to 1022 code for a protein of 303 amino acids. The record is from RefSeq and is a predicted model, not a curated record. The transcript is spliced from 5 exons. Lineage: Eukaryota; Metazoa; Chordata; Actinopteri; Cypriniformes; Cyprinidae.